AUGAGGGCCUUCAGCUACAUCCUCCCCCUCCCCCUCCUCCUCGCGCCCUCGACGGCCCUGGCCGCAAACCAUGCCGAGGCCGCCGCCGUCUCGGAGCCGCUGACCACCGACUCGCUCGUGUCGGGCCUCAACCCGGGCGGGCCGAUCCAGACUUUCUCGUCCACCGCGGUCCCUACCACCGGCACCGAAACCGCAACGUCAGCAACCGCCACGGACAGCGGCAGCGGCAGCCUGACCCUGACCCUGAGCUCCGAGUCGACCACCAACUCGGCCCUUCACCCCAGCGAGCCGACCGGCAUCUCGGGCGGCGCCGACACCGCCACCGGGGCGGGCUCUUCGGCGUCGGCCACUACGACCCCCUCGUCUGAGGGCUCGGUUUUCGCGGACCGUGGCUCCUCGUCCAGGGUUGCGCUGGUCGUGGCGCUCGGGGCUGGUCUGCUUGGGUGGGUUGCGUUUUAA
This is a messenger RNA of Diaporthe batatas, 459 nucleotides long. RefSeq lists its product as uncharacterized. Lineage: Eukaryota; Fungi; Ascomycota; Sordariomycetes; Diaporthales; Diaporthaceae. The transcript has a single exon. The record is from RefSeq and is a predicted model, not a curated record. The coding region runs from base 1 to 459 and encodes 152 amino acids.